AUGGCUGGACCACCUAAGAAGCGACAACGACGCGAAGAGCGGCCAGAUGGAGAGCUGCCUCAGAAGAAAUACUAUCGGCAACGAGCGCAUGCGAAUCCAUUCUCGGAUCAUGACUUGACAUAGUAAGUCAAAACCGAAUCGCCUUCUUCGCCACAUGCAACCCGUCUAAAUUAAUUCCCACACAUAGCCCAGAAUCGCCCGAAGCGAUGGAUUGGAGUCUACACUUCCCAGCAUAUCCCGACAAACGCGUAACCGUCGCGGACAUUGGUUGUGGGUUUGGCGGGCUCCUGUUCGCCUUGGCACCGCGACUGCCGGAUCAACUCCUCCUGGGCAUGGUACGUCAAGCCCCCUUCCCCGACGACGACAUGCCACGAAAAACCAAAGGAACAAGACAUCCAUCUCUGCUUUGCUAUCCAAGCCCCCCCACGACAUGGCAUGUUCGUCGUCGAAUCUCCCUCCCUCACAACGAACACAAAAAAGAAAAUCCCCUUUUCCUAACGAACCCCAUCUCACUCACCCCUCCCCACUUUCAACAGGAAAUCCGCACAUCCGUAACCUCCUUCGUGCAAGAAAAAAUCAAAGCCCUUCGGACCCAACAUUCCACCACCACCACCACAAGCAUCAACCCUCCACCACCACCACCACCACCAACAACAACAACAACAACAACCUCCCCCUCCCCCUCCCUCCACGACUCCAACUUCAACUCCUCCUAUCAAAACAUCUCCUGCCUGCGCGCCAACAGCAUGAAAUUCCUCCCCAACUUCUUCCCCAAAGCCUCCCUGCGCAAGAUCUUCCUCUGCUUCCCGGACCCGCACUUCAAAGCGCGCAAACACAAGGCCCGCAUCGUCUCGACGACGCUCAAUGCGGAAUAUGCCUAUGUCCUGCAGCCCGGAGGGAUGGUGUAUACCAUUACGGAUGUGGAGGAUCUGCAUCGGUGGAUGGUGGAGCAUCUGCGGGGGCAUCCGAGUUUCGAGCGGGUUGGGGAGGAGGAGGUCGAGGCGGAUGAGUGUGUGCGUGUCAUGCGGACGGAGACGGAAGAGGGCAAGAAGGUCGAGCGGAAUGGGGGGAAGAAAUUCGUCGCGGUUUUCAGGAGGGUGCAGGAUCCCUCGUGGCCUUGA
Molecule: messenger RNA, 1121 nt
Organism: Lecanosticta acicola
Lineage: Eukaryota; Fungi; Ascomycota; Dothideomycetes; Mycosphaerellales; Mycosphaerellaceae
Source: the annotation of a GenBank genome assembly